Molecule: messenger RNA, 1871 nt
Organism: Petromyzon marinus (sea lamprey)
Lineage: Eukaryota; Metazoa; Chordata; Hyperoartia; Petromyzontiformes; Petromyzontidae
Gene: SNAPC3
Product: small nuclear RNA activating complex polypeptide 3
Biological process (GO): snRNA transcription by RNA polymerase III; snRNA transcription by RNA polymerase II
Cellular component (GO): snRNA-activating protein complex
Molecular function (GO): RNA polymerase II cis-regulatory region sequence-specific DNA binding; core promoter sequence-specific DNA binding; RNA polymerase III type 3 promoter sequence-specific DNA binding
Source: RefSeq, a predicted model, not a curated record
AAUCGAGGUGGGGGGGGGGUAAGCGUCCCAACGACCUGGACCCCACCCCAAAGACGCCGCAGUCGGCAACGCGUAAAUUGUAUUUUAUUUUACAAACGCCUUUCCCCACCACCGUCAGCGCAGGGCGCACGGGCACCCGUAGCACGCGUGCGCAUCAAGCAGACGGAAAUAAACAGAUGGCGGAGGCGGCGUGCGGCUCGGGGUUACGGGCGCCUCCUCCUCCUCCGCCUCCUCCUGCGGCGGCUCCUGCGGCGACUCCUCUGGCGACUCCUCUCUCUGCUUCGUCCCCCGGUGCCGUGGAAGGACGGGGGCAUGGCCGGGGCCAGGGCGGGCAGGCGUGCGGGGAUGAACUCCGGCUGGAGGUUGCCGGCUCGCACUCGUCGCCCGUGUGGGUGCGCGGUCUGGCGGAGCGGUGGCGGAGCCGCCUCGCUGCCGCCGAGGCGAGGAGACGCGGCGGCAGCGAGGCACUGGAGCAGGAGCUGAGCCUCGUGUGCGGAGUGGAGACGCUGCGGUGUCCCGCUGAGGCACUGAACUGUGAUCCACGCAGCAUCCCGCCGCACGUGGAACUCCUCACGCUCAGGCUGAGGCAGCAGUACCUGGAAAAGAAACAACGCCUGCGCCCUACGGGAGCGCCAACGAACAAGCGUAUACAAACCAUGCUGCGCGAGAUGGAGCUGCAGUACCACGCCAAGCAGUCUGAGGAGCCGGAGGACGCCAUCCCACCCGGAGAGGUCCUGCUCGACGUUAACGUCUACUACCCCAUCAUCCUUCAGCGGCACAAGUGCAGCAAACCACACCAGGUGCUCCAUGUGCUGGGCAGCCAGAAGCUGACGGAGCUCCGGGAUGCGCUGCCAUGCGUGAGCGACCUGCAGAUGCUGGGCGAGUACAGCAACACCCCCGACCUGGCGCCCGAGCACACUAGCAGGGACCUCUACAAGUCGGCCUUCUUCUACUUUGAGGGCAUCUUCUACAAUGACAUGCGCUUCCCCGAGUGCCAGGAUCUGAGCAGGACGAUCGUAGAGUGGGCGAGUUGCCUGGACCGGGGCCACGGGCCAUUUGAGGCACGUUCCAUGGAAGACCACACCUUUAAUGACCUGGUUCUCAAGGUGGGAUUCCCCUACCUCUACUGCCACCAGGGAGACUGCGAGCACAUCAUCAUCGUCAAGGACAUAAGGAUGGUGAACCCGGAUGACUGCCAAGACCGGUCCCUGUACCCCCUGCUCGUCAGCAAGCACUGCUUCAUGUCGAGGAAGUGUCUUGUCUGCAAAAUCUACACGGCCAAGUGGGUGACCAACAACGACGAGCUGGCCCCCGAGGACCCCUGCUUCUUCUGCGACGUCUGCUUCCGCAUGCUGCACUACGACGAGAGCGGGGGCAAGGUGUGCGACUUCGAGGCGUUCCCUUACGUAGACCCCGGCAUAUUCAACUAAAGGCGUCUGUGCCUAACCUGCUAGGAGCCCGGCAACCUGCGUUUUGUGACUCCUGGCCAUGCGCACCGCUGACGAGUGAUUAUUGGCGACUUUCUAUGGACUUUUUCCCCCGGCGGCUUAUACAGCUACAGCGUGAACAGUUGCGAUGGAGAGACGGAUGACAGAUUGGGGUUUCCGUUGGCCACACCACCCAUAACCCACGUGCCGGCCUGUUGUGUGGACGUUCAUCAACAGCACUUGCCUCUUCACUGCUUUGGAGUGUUACUGUGUGAAAAAUGUCAUCAGGUAAAAAGGUCUACCGAGUACAUACUGUAUUCGUGAAAUCUACGUUGACAGCAUUCCAUACCAGCUUCUCAGUGACCAUGCUGGAACCCCUCCUCGGUUGGCAUCUUGCAGAAAACUUGGUUUGUUCUUUACAUUAAAUAUUGUUGUAAAAUGGAA